AUGGAGCCAAUUCCGAAAGUUCUAGCUGGACUUAUUCUACUGACUUUGUGUGUGAUGGGCUGCUCCAGCCAACAUUGGUCCUAUGGAUUGCGCCCGGGAGGAAAGAGAGAUGCUGAAAAUUUGAUUGAUUCUUUCCAAGAGGUAACCAAGGAGUCUGAUCAACCAGCAGAGCCUCAGCGCUUGGAAUGUACCAUUCGCCAGCUCCACUCUCCCCUCAGGGAUCUGAGAGGAGUUCUGGAAAGACUGAUUGAAGAAGAAAAGGGGCAGAAGAAAAUUUAA
Molecule: messenger RNA, 279 nt
Organism: Condylura cristata (star-nosed mole)
Lineage: Eukaryota; Metazoa; Chordata; Mammalia; Eulipotyphla; Talpidae
Gene: GNRH1
Product: gonadotropin-releasing hormone 1 (luteinizing-releasing hormone)
Exons: 3
Coding region: 1-279 (92 amino acids)
Biological process (GO): multicellular organism development
Cellular component (GO): extracellular region
Molecular function (GO): gonadotropin hormone-releasing hormone activity
Source: RefSeq, a predicted model, not a curated record